Molecule: messenger RNA, 2713 nt
Organism: Ooceraea biroi (clonal raider ant)
Lineage: Eukaryota; Metazoa; Arthropoda; Insecta; Hymenoptera; Formicidae
Gene: GlnRS
Product: Glutaminyl-tRNA synthetase
Biological process (GO): translation; glutaminyl-tRNA aminoacylation
Cellular component (GO): cytosol; aminoacyl-tRNA synthetase multienzyme complex; cytoplasm
Molecular function (GO): ATP binding; glutamine-tRNA ligase activity
Source: RefSeq, a predicted model, not a curated record
AUGGAGUGCGCAUGCCCGAAGUGACGUCAUCUAUUACAAGAAUAGGUUAUGAAUACCGCACAUCACAUGUAGGCGUGACGAAGUCGAAGAAUAUAAAUGAAAAUAGGCUUUGUUGCCGGCAUUUAUCGUGUGUAAAAAAUCAUCAGCGUGCACUCGUGCACUGCAUCUCGUCCAUAUGGUUAAAAGCCGUGCACGCGUACGAUUAGUGUAAUUGUGCUAGAGUUAUAUUUUUUCAAAUACAAGAAGUAAGAUGCUGGGGAACGAGGAGGACGAUGUGAAAUUAUUUCAAACGAUCGGUCUGAGCGAGGAGAAGGCUAAGCAGACUUUUAAAAAUACGAACGUCACGAAGAACCUAAAGUUGGCCAUAAAUGAGGCGGUUAAACAUGGCUUCAUUUCUCCAGACAGUGGUAUUUUAUUGUACCAUCUGGCUUCCAAGAUAAAACAACAGAUUGUGGAUAAAAUACCGCUUGUUUCUAGAUACAUAGUUGAAAAAAAGCUAAGUAACGUGGAGAGAGUAGAUGCUGCAUUGACUUAUUUAUUAGCUAAUGUGAAUACCUUCAAUGUAACAAACUUUGAGGAGUCUUGUGGCGUAGGAGUGGUAGUCUCUCCUGAACAAAUAGAGAAAGAAGUAGAGAGAAUUAUAACAACACACAAAGAUGAGCUAUUGGAGAAAAGAUAUCGUUUUAAUAUCGGUCCAUUGAUGCAACAAGUGCGCAAUAAUCUGAAAUGGGUAGACGGUAAAGCGGUGAAGAAUGAAUUUGAUAUUCAAAUUUUUGAUUUGUUGGGCCCAAAAACUGCAGCCGACAUGAAUCCAGUGCCUAAACCGGCGAAACAGUCGAAAGAGGCAAAACCAAAGAAAUCCGAAGUUACUAAGGAAGGGCAAAAGGAAACGUCAAAUGACGAGAAGAGUGCAACAGCAGUGGGAGCGCAAACUAUAAGCGAGCUCAUGAAGACCAAAGUUCAUUUUCAUAAGCCUGGGGAAAAUUAUACAACCGAUGGAUACGUCAUGACAGAGAACACGGAGCGUUUGCUGUAUGAACAUUUGGCAAUCACCAAUGGCAAAGUGAGAACGAGAUUCCCACCAGAACCUAAUGGGAUCCUGCACAUUGGACAUGCCAAAGCAAUCAACAUUAACUUUGGAUAUGCUGCUGCUCACGACGGUAUAUGCUACUUGCGAUACGACGACACGAAUCCCGAGAAGGAAGAGGAGAAGUUCUUCGUCGGAAUACGAGAGAUGGUGGAGUGGCUCGGUUAUGCACCCGCGGCGAUCACGCACUCGUCGGAUUACUUCGAACGGCUGUACGAGUGGGCCGUGAAGCUUAUAAUGAAGGAUCUGGCCUAUGUCUGUCAUCAGUCCAGCGAGGAUAUAAAAGGUUUCAAUCCGCCGCCGAGUCCCUGGCGCGACAGGCCAAUCGAGGAGAGCCUGCGAUUAUUUAAGGAUAUGAAGAAUGGCCUGUUGGAGGAAGGAGAAGCAACGUUGCGCAUGAAAUUGACUCUGGAGGAAGGCAAGCAAGAUCCCGUCGCGUACAGGAUAAAAUAUGCACCGCAUCAUCGAACCGGUAACAAAUGGUGCAUUUAUCCUACUUACGAUUACACCCAUUGUUUGUGCGAUAGCAUCGAACACAUCACUCACUCUCUCUGCACGAAGGAAUUCCAAUCACGAAGAUCCUCGUAUUAUUGGCUCUGCAACAGCUUAGACAUUUAUUGUCCCGUUCAAUGGGAGUACGGUCGGUUGAACGUCAGUUACACCGUGGUUUCCAAAAGGAAGAUUGCUAAACUGAUACAGGAAGGGAUAGUGUCCGAUUGGGAUGAUCCGAGAUUGUUUACUCUGACGGCGCUACGUAGACGUGGAUAUCCGCCGGAAGCCAUAAAUAAUUUCUGCGCCCAAAUGGGCGUAACGGGCGCACAGGCGACCGUCGAUCCAGCAGCACUGGAAGCAGCUGUCAGAGAUGUUCUGAAUCUCACCGCCCCCCGACACAUGGUCGUUCUGGAGCCUAUUAAGUUGACCAUCAAAAAUUUCCCCGAAGAAAAGACCAUGAAGUUUACUGUAUCCAAUUUUCCUAAUGAAACGGAGAGAGGGCAGCAUAAGAUUAAAUUUAACGAGGUCGUUUACAUCGAAGCCUCGGACUUUAAAGAAAUCGAAGAGAAAGGUUUCAGGCGUUUGACGUCGAAACAACCUGUCGGCUUGAAGUACGCGGGUGUCGCGGUGAGCUUCGAGAGCAUCGAGAAAGAUGCCAGUGGUAACAUUACAAAUAUAAUCGUUACGCAAACACCCGUUUCGGAAAAGAAUAAACCAAAGGCAUUUAUACACUGGGUAUCCCAUCCGGUGUUGGCAUCUGUUAGGUUGUACGAGCGUCUAUUUAAGCAUAAAAAUCCGGAGGAUACAAAUGAGGUGCCGAAUGGAUUUUUAAGUGACAUUAAUCCGUCUAGCAAGAAGGAGCUUGUAGCGUAUAUGGAUGAGAGCUUAGCUGAAACAGCCAAAGUGUACGAUAAGUUCCAGUUCGAGCGUAUAGGCUUUUUCUCCGUCGAUUCCGAUAGCAAGCCUGGCAAGCUCGUUUUUAAUCGCACUGUGACGUUGAAGGAGGAUACAGGAAAGGCGUAAAUAUAUUUUCCAAGAGGCUGUUAUCUCACAAGUUCUUCCUACUUACUACUUCGAUUACAUUUUCUAUGUUGUGUAUUGUGUAUAAAUAAAAUUUUAGACAAGAACGAAGAA